GAGACGGGAGCCGGCGACAGCAGCCCCAGCAGGGUGUCGUGCGAGGCGUACGGGUAUUCUAGUGCUGCGUUGUAAUUUGGUUGGGAAUUGAUAAUUUUUAUUCAUUUAUUUAAAAUUCAUAAACGGUACUUUUUUAAUCAUUAAUCAGAGCAACGAAUAACCACUUGAAAUGCAUUUUUUCAUCAUUUUGCCAUAGCAUACUCAGCACUACCGCGAUUUCGCGCGAAAUUUAUCGGUCUCCGUUCCCGCUCGAAUUUCGCUUUGUGCAUUGUCUUGGGCCGCGGCCGCCCUGUUUCGCGUUGCAGCUUCAAUACCUUAUAUUCAAUACGGAUCAUCUGUUUCGUUCUCUAGUUGCUAUUUCUUCGAGGUUUCUAUUAUCGGUCUGGUCCAGCACUGGCACAGAAAGUCAAGUGGAUACUAUCAACUGCAACUCGGCAAGCAACUAAACAUAAAUGAAGGACAUCAUGUAUUCCAAGAUGUAUGUCAUCAAGAGGGAUGGAAGGAAGGAAAAUGUCAUGUUCGACAAGAUCACAAAUCGUAUCAACAAGCUCUGCUACAACUUAAACAUGAACUAUGUGGAUCCACCGGCCAUUACCCUGAAGGUCAUCAACGGCCUGUACCCGGGUGUGACCACCGUGGAGCUGGACAACCUGGCCGCGGAGACGGCUGCCACCAUGACCACCAAACACCCCGACUACGCCAUCCUGGCCGCGCGCAUCGCCGUCGCCAACCUGCACAAGGAGACCAAGAAGACGUUCAGCGAGGUGAUCGAUGACCUGUAUCACAUGAGGAACGCGAACAGCGGCAUCGAUAUCCCGAUGAUCUCCGAUCAGCACCAUAAGAUCAUCAUGGACAACGCGGACAUGCUCAAUUCGCACAUCAUUUACGACCGCGACUACACCUACAACUACUUCGGAUUCAAGACCCUGGAGCGAUCCUAUUUGCUGAAGAUCAACGGCAAGGUGGUGGAACGGCCGCAGCACAUGCUGAUGCGAGUGGCGGUCGGCAUCCACGGCGACGACAUCGAGGGCGCCAUCGAGACGUACAACCUGCUGUCGGAGAAGUGGUUCACGCACGCGUCGCCGACCCUGUUCAACGCGGCCACCCGCCGGCCGCAGCUCUCCAGCUGCUUCCUGCUCACCAUGGCUGACGACUCGAUCGAAGGCAUCUACGACACGCUGAAGCAGUGCGCGCUCAUCUCCAAGUCCGCUGGCGGUAUCGGUCUGAACGUGCACUGUAUCCGCGCCAAGGGCAGCUACAUCAGCGGCACGAACGGUACCAGCAACGGCCUGGUGCCCAUGCUGCGCGUCUACAACAACACGGCACGCUACGUCGACCAGGGCGGCAACAAGCGUCCGGGCGCGUUCGCCAUCUACCUGGAGCCGUGGCACGCGGACGUGUUCGACUUCCUUGACAUGCGCAAGAACACCGGCAAGGAGGAGAACCGGGCGCGCGACCUGUUCUACGGCCUCUGGAUCCCCGACCUGUUCAUGAAGCGGGUCGAGGCGGACGGCACCUGGAGCCUCAUGUGUCCGCACGAGUGUCCCGGCCUCUCCGACUGCUGGGGAGAGGAGUUCGAGAAACUCUACACAAAGUACGAGUCGGAGCAGCGGUACCGGCGCCAGGUGCGCGCCCAGGACCUGUGGGCGGCCAUCAUCCAGUCCCAGGUGGAGACCGGAACCCCGUACAUGCUCUACAAGGACGCCUGCAACAGCAAGUCCAACCAGCAGAACCUGGGCACCAUCAAGUGCAGCAACCUCUGCACAGAAAUCGUCGAGUACUCGGCGCCCGAUGAGGUGGCGGUGUGCAACCUGGCCUCGAUCGCGCUGAACCGGUUCGUCACGGACGACAAGACGUACAACUUCGAGAAGCUGAAGGAGGUGACUAAGGUGGUGACGCGCAAUCUCAACAAGAUCAUCGACGUCAACUACUACCCCGUCCCAGAGGCUCGCAAGUCGAACAUGCGGCACCGUCCGAUCGGUAUCGGCGUGCAGGGCCUGGCGGACGCCUUCAUCCUGAUGCGCUACCCGUUCGACUCUGAGAAGGCCGAGCUGCUGAACCAGCAGAUCUUCGAGACCAUCUACUACGGCGCGCUGGAGGCCUCCUGCGAGCUGGCGGAGAAACUCGGCCCCUACGAGACGUACGCCGGAUCGCCCGUCAGCCGCGGGAUCCUUCAGUACGACAUGUGGGGCGUGACGCCCUCAUCGCUCUGGGAUUGGUCGGCACUGAAGGCGCGCAUCGCCCAGCACGGCGUGCGCAACUCGCUGCUGUUGGCCCCCAUGCCGACCGCCUCCACCGCGCAGAUUCUGGGCAACAACGAGUCGAUCGAGGCGUACACGAGCAACAUCUACACGCGCCGCGUGCUCUCCGGAGAGUUCCAGAUCGUGAACCACCACCUGAUGCGGGACCUAACCGAGAUGAACCUCUGGGACGAGGACAUGAAGAACCAGAUGAUCUCAUCCGGUGGAUCCAUCCAGGGCAUCGAGGGCAUCCCUCAGGACCUGAAGGACCUGUACAAGACGGUGUGGGAGGUAUCGCAGAAGGUGGUGCUGAAGAUGGCUGCCGACCGCGGCGCCUUCAUCGACCAGUCGCAGAGCCUGAACGUGCACAUCGCCAGUCCCAACUUCGGCAAGCUGACCUCUAUGCACUUUUACGCGUGGAAGCUGGGUUUGAAGACGGGCAUGUACUACCUGAGGACGAAGGCGGCCGCCUCGGCCAUCCAGUUCACCGUCGACAAGACCCGGCUGGCAAAGAGCACGGCCGCGCCCCAACCGCAGGACGAAAAGGAGGAAAAGACUGAGUCCCCGGAGAAGACCGAGGAAGAGGCAUACAACAUGGCUGCCAUGGUCUGCUCCCUCCAGAACAAGGACGACUGCCUCAUGUGCGGAUCGUAACGAGUCUAAGUCACCAACCGACCACGACCCGGACAUUCGCCCACCUGACUCUUCGUCCCUCUCUCCCAUGAAGAUCUUCGAUAGGUAGUCUCGUUUGCUCUGCCGUGCAGAACGCUUAGCGAUCGACGCAGCAAGUCGUGAGCAGUGCAAGAAAUGUGUCCCUCUUCGCAUGUGAACAAAUGUCUGUCCGCUUGGGACCUACACCCGUCCGCAUAGAGUAGUAGUUUGUCUUUGAGGUGAUGCUUCUGACGGCUCCGCUGGCCCACCAAAGAAUGGAGAGGCCGGCCACAGCGGAAGAGGCGUUUUCCGAGUGUGACUCGGCGUUCUCCGGUGUGCCCGCCGCCCGUGUUAGCGCCUUCAUGGUGCCGGAUGUCUAAGUGUGAACCAAUUGUGCCUUUGUUAUAAACGGCUUGCAAAGAUA
This is a messenger RNA of Amphibalanus amphitrite, 3315 nucleotides long. Its product is annotated as ribonucleoside-diphosphate reductase large subunit-like. The record is from RefSeq and is a predicted model, not a curated record. Gene Ontology annotation, cellular component: ribonucleoside-diphosphate reductase complex. Gene Ontology annotation, biological process: deoxyribonucleotide biosynthetic process; DNA replication. Bases 453 to 2894 code for a protein of 813 amino acids. Gene Ontology annotation, molecular function: ATP binding; ribonucleoside-diphosphate reductase activity, thioredoxin disulfide as acceptor. Lineage: Eukaryota; Metazoa; Arthropoda; Thecostraca; Balanomorpha; Balanidae. The transcript has 15 exons.